Messenger RNA from Trichoplax adhaerens, 912 nucleotides. RefSeq lists its product as uncharacterized. The transcript has 15 exons. NCBI's taxonomy places the organism in Eukaryota, Metazoa, Placozoa, Uniplacotomia, Trichoplacea, Trichoplacidae. Bases 1 to 912 code for a protein of 303 amino acids. The record is from RefSeq and is a predicted model, not a curated record.
AUGACGGCAAUUUUGUCCUCUGUGGCUAUUAAUUUAGCUAGCCAUCCUUUCAUUUACGUCAAAACUUUAAUACAGCUUGGUCAUGAGCCUAUUGCGCCGGUUGAUGGUGUUACACUGUUUGGACGUAACGCUCAAAAACUGCCUGGUUUUUUUACCUACGCGGCUUACAUCAGAAAAACAGAUGGAUUUUUUGGCAUGUAUAAAGGACUUGCGCCAAGGAUAAUUCAAUCUAUUAUAAGCUCGAACGUCAAUGCUUCAGUUCUGAAGGUUAUUAGAGAAGAGAAAUCUCAAGAUGAAGAGGAAGAAAAUGAUGAAUUGUAUCUUCAGAUUAAUUAUACUAUUGUCCUUUUAGCUGUCAUUAUGGUUCCACAGACCGCCGUCGAAGAAAUUAAAGUUUUUGCUAUCAAGACCUCAGAACAAUGCUUAGCAAGCAUGGCUGCCGUUACUGUAUCUUAUCCACUCCAUGUUAUAAGUGUUAGAAUGAUGGCACAAUUUGUUGGUCAAGAAAACGUAUACCGGGGUGUAAUAUCCUCAAUUUCGGAAAUUUACAGGGAAGAAGGCUUUAAAGGUUUUUUCUCGGGUUUUGUUCCAAGACUUGUAGCCGAAUUUAUGUCAGUUUGGUUAUACAAUAUAGUGCUAUACGUGACCCAGAAAUAUAUUGUUACAAGCAUUGGAGGCAAGAAGGAAAAUCAAUUGUAUUUGCAAGCAGUUUCUAACUAUAUUGCCGGUUACAUAACUUAUCCACUUAAUUUGGUAUCUAACGUUAUGGCUGUGAAUAACUGUGGCCUUGCAGCUGGUGCUCCUCCUAAUAUGGUAUUCUAUUCAAGUUGGCAAGACUGCAUGGCAUCUUUACGUAGCGAGGGUCAGAUUAGACGGGGUGCUACCCUUUUUAGAAGAUUUAUUCAAUCAUAA